Pangasianodon hypophthalmus (striped catfish) is the source of this 1958-nucleotide messenger RNA. RefSeq names its product cell division cycle 42 (gene cdc42). The record is from RefSeq and is a predicted model, not a curated record. Bases 204 to 779 code for a protein of 191 amino acids. Gene Ontology annotation, molecular function: GTP binding; GTPase activity. NCBI's taxonomy places the organism in Eukaryota, Metazoa, Chordata, Actinopteri, Siluriformes, Pangasiidae. Gene Ontology annotation, biological process: small GTPase-mediated signal transduction; modification of synaptic structure. Gene Ontology annotation, cellular component: dendritic spine. The transcript has 6 exons.
AUAGACAGAUCUACAGUGGUUUCACUGUGUGUAAUAUUUCUGCUGAGUAAAAUGGCGCUGUUCCGCUGAGGGCGCGUGCCCCUGCUCUUAUGCCUAGGAAACCCCGUGCGCGAGCUGCCAACGCCCGGCGCAGAGAAACAAACAGAGCGGAAUACGAUCUUGAAUGAGAAGAGUGGACUGUUAAACAAAAACAGAGCACAGUUAUGCAGACGAUCAAGUGCGUUGUCGUUGGCGAUGGUGCCGUUGGUAAAACUUGCCUAUUAAUCUCCUACACAACUAACAAAUUCCCCUCUGAAUAUGUACCAACGGUCUUCGAUAACUAUGCAGUCACGGUUAUGAUUGGUGGAGAACCCUACACCCUGGGACUGUUUGACACUGCAGGUCAGGAAGAUUAUGAUAGAUUACGACCUCUGAGUUACCCCCAAACAGAUGUCUUCUUAGUCUGUUUCUCCGUCGUUUCCCCUUCUUCAUUCGAAAACGUCAAAGAAAAGUGGGUACCGGAGAUCACCCACCACUGUCCAAAGACCCCCUUCCUGCUUGUGGGGACGCAGAUCGAUCUGAGAGACGACCCGUCCACCAUCGAGAAACUCGCGAAGAACAAACAGAAGCCGAUCACCCCGGAGACGGCCGAGAAGCUGGCCCGAGACCUGAAGGCCGUCAAGUACGUGGAGUGCUCUGCUCUCACGCAGAAAGGCCUAAAGAAUGUAUUUGACGAGGCGAUUUUGGCAGCCCUGGAACCCCCUGAGCCCAAGAAGAAGCGUAAAUGUGUGCUGCUAUGAGCGCCCUUUUCUUUCUCUCUCCCCUCCUUUCCUCUGCUAAGGCUGGCCAACAGCUUUGUACUCUUAAAAAAGCAAUGCCUAAAAAAAAAAAAGAAGUGAGUUAAAACAUUUUUUUUGCUCUGCAAUAAAUAUAAUCUAAAGAAUACCCUACACACACGCGCACACACACAGGGCUUGGAUCAGUUUUUGAGCUCCGUAUCAUCAUACCAUAGAUUAAGCGAGAUUUACGUUUUAAAGGUGUUACUUCACGGUGAACCGCAGAGAUGUGGAUUUUGUCAUUUAACCAAGUUUUUAACGGCUACUUGCUCACUGAUGCGUGGGGUGGGUGCAGUUACUAGCAUGAGAGGCUAGUAGUUUUGUGAAUCCUCCUGUGUAGUUGGAGUUAAACUUCUAACCUCUACUUUUACACUAGAUUGUCACCAGAAGUGCUUGAAAAAAAAAAAAAUAAAAUAAAAUCCUCUUUCUUUGCCAAUAUCCCCAUGUCGUAGGCGGUUUGAAAGAGUAACCAUGUAAAUAAGAGCAGAUUAUAAAGGACUGAUCACAAAGAAUCGGGUUUUCUCACGCAGGGAACUUUUAACAGUGUUAGCAGAACAAGCGGCGUGUCCUAAUGCAUUGCCAGGGACCACAGAAGCUUUUUUUUUUUUUUCUCAGAAAACUUGUAAUGCAUGGAGGUUUCCUUUACAUAGGUUAACUACUUCUUUAAUUAAUAAUAAUGUAAGCUGACAACAUGUUGUAGACUCCACGUGUUUUUACCAAAAUGUCCCCCUCCUCACCCCCUCUUUUUUUUUUUGUUGUUUUUUUUUGUUUGUUUUUGUUUUUUUUUUCUUUUCUUUAAUGGUUGUCACUUUAUUGUGUUCUUCAUUUAUGGGCCGGAUCCCAGCGAAACACUGAUCCACCUGUUAUUUAAAGGGCGACACACACAAAAAAAAUAAAUAAAUAGUGAUAAAAGAUCAAAUUGAACCUUCGCUUUUCCCCUCAAUGACUUAACGGAACCAUGUUUACUAGUGUAUGAGUUGCCCAGGUGGAUCAAGGUUGAUCUGAUUUCCUGUCGUUUAUCACUCGUUUUGUUUUGUUUUGUUUUCAUUCAGUGUAAGACCAAAUGCUAUGUAUGAAGUCUGUCCUUUGUACUGUAUAUGCAUUCUUUUAAAGAUUAUUAAACUUAUACCUUAAUUGCCUUUA